GGGGCCCAGGGCUCGAGGCGUCUGGUGCCGUCUCGCUUCGAGGCUUCCCUCUCGCUCGGGGCUGCUGGGUCCGAGGCCUGGGAUCGCGACAGACGCUGGGCUGGGUGGCGAGGCGGGCUGGGUGGCGACGGCGGUGAGAAGCCCGCGUGCUGGGCCGGGCCUGGGUCCCCGCGCGUCUGUGCCGAGUUGGUGGUGGUGGUGGAGGCUCCACCACCCACCCACCGUGGUGGUGGUGGUGGUGUUGUUGGUGUUCUCUACCCCCCCACCCCACCCUGGUUCUACUCGAGCUGUUGGUGGUGUUGUGGGGUUUGGCGGUGGUGGUGGUGGUGUUGUUGUUGGUGUUGUUGUUGUGGGGUUUGGCGGGAGGAGGGUGGUGGUGUUGGUGGUGGUGUUGUUGUUGUUGGUGGUGGUGUUGGUGUUGUUGUUGUGGGGUUUGGCGGGAGGAGGGUGGUGGUGUUGUUGGUGGUGUUGUUGUUGUGGGGUUUGGCGGGAGGAGGGUGGUGGUCUCUCUUCCUUGGGGGGGAGUUUCGGAACUUUUGCCCGGGGGCCGCUCCAAGUCGACUGUCGGGGCCGCGCGUGGCCUGGAACUCCGCGCGUCCUCCAUCCAACAUCCACCGCCAAGUCGUCCUCCUCGUCCACGACGUCGUCCACUCUGCCCGUCGCAGUCUCGAGCAGCGACGGCCGCCGCCGCCGCCGUCUCUCAGCACCCGAGGAGCUUCCUCGCGAGUGUCGCUGCCGCUCCCCGCCUGGUCCCUGGGCCCCGGCUCGGGCCCUGCGGCCCACUUGGGCCUCGCGGCUGCCGGCCGGCAGCAUGAACGCCACGUCGCUGUACGCGUCCACGUGCCGCUGCGUGCUGCGCUGCGACCCGCGCAGGCCCGGGAGCCUCAACGACGUCUGCAGACUCCUGCCCAGCCUGAGGCAGGCGCUGUCGUGCUGCGUGUGCGCCCAGCUUCUGGUGGACCCGAUGGUGCCGGCGAACGGCACCUGCCAGCACUUUGUGUGCCGCGCGUGCCGGGGCCAGCGGCUGCGUGUGCGUCCCCCGUGCUCGUGCUCGCGCGACCCGCACGCCCCCUACUCCGAGUGCCGGCAGCUGGCGCUGCUGCUGGCGUGCUACCGCACCCUCUGCGAACACCUGCUGGGCUCCCACAUCGGCCGCGCCAUCGCCUCUCGCGCCAGCCACGAGCGCCACGGCCUGGUCCGUGCCGCCGACGACUCGACCGCCGACGCCGCCGCGGCCGCCGCCGGUGCCGCCGCCUGUGCCGCGGCGACGACGGCGGUAGCCGGCGACGGGGACGCCGGCGGGGGCGGCGGCGCGAGCCGCGCGGACAAACCGCCGCAGGGCGCCGGGGUGACCAACGGUGACGCCGAGACUAACGGCGACGAAAGCGGCAACGAAAACGGCGCCAAGAAGCCGAAGAGCAAUGGCGGCGGCGGUGGUGCCGGUGGCGCCGGUGCCGAUGGCGACCGGGGUCAGGACGACGGUCGCGACGAGCGCCCGGAAAACGGUUCCACCGCAGGAAUGGAAUUCCUGGCUGCUGGAGAGAGUGGCGGUGGCGGCGGCGACGGCGCAGAGGGGAGCUCCUGUGUCGCGGGGUCAGACGCCCCGAUGGGUGCGACCGCCACCGAUGUCAUGGCCGGGAGCGUCGCCGGAACGGGGUCGAGUUUGAACGAUGGCGGCGGCGGCGGCGAUGGCGACACCGCGGCGGAGGGCGGCGUCGCCGGGUCCGUGGCGGUGGCGGCAGACGGCGGCGGCGGUGCGGGCGCGGUGAUGCGCGCGGGGAUGGUGGACGUCCUGGCCAUCCUGCGCGAGGGCUUCCCCGAGUCUAACGGCGACUCCCUCAACGGCAACGGCGACGCCGAGCACCUGGGGCGCCGCCGGCGCCGCCGGCACCGGCACAGGCGGCGGAGGAGGCACUCGGACUCGGAGUUGAACUCGGACUGGGAGAGGUUUUCGGAUUUUUCCAAAGCUUCGUCGUCAUCGUCGUCUUCCUCGUCGUCGUCGUCGUCAUCGGCGUUGGACUCGGACGAAGGCGGCGCCCGCUUGGACCGUUCGGCCGCAGCGCCACCGCUGGUGAACGGGCGCGCACGCAAAGUUCGCGUCGCCGUCAUCCGGUGCGACGUCGCCAUCGCGUGCAACCUCCAGCGCGAGGAGGAGGAAGAGGAGCGCAAACAGCAGCAGCUACAGCUGCAGCAGCUACAGCUGCAGCAACAGCAGCAGCAACAGCAGCAGUUGCAGCAGCAGCAGCAACAGCAGCUACAACAGCAGCUGCAGCAACAGCAGCAGCAGCUGCAGCAACAGCAACUCCUACUCAGCCAACAGCUGCAGAACAAACAGCAACAGCAACAACAGCAGCAGCAGCAGAAAAAGAAGAUGAAGCUGGAGUCCCAGACGCUGAGCAGCUUUGCCGUCGGUCUUGGCGCCAAUUCGACAAUGGGCGUUGUUGUUGUCGGUAGUGGUGGUGUCAGCCUGGACCUCGCCGCUCGCAGCGUGGCGACGGUGGUGACGUCAGCGGCGGCGGCGGCAACGGUGGCGGCGGUGCCAGCGACAGCAGCGACGCCGAUGGUUGCACCGACCCUGGCGACGCCGGCGGUCGCCACGGCAGCCAACGGCAAGAACCAGCGCAAGCGCUCGCGGUCAGACGGUGACGGAGCCCUCUUCACAACGCCACAGCCACCGCAACCGCAGCCAUCGCCGGCGACAGCGGCAGCAGCGCCACCCAGUCAACACCACCACCAUCACCAACACCACCUGCACCAGCAGCAUCAGCAGCAUCAGCAGCAUCAGCAGCACCAGCAGCACCAGCAGCACCAUCACCACCAGCAGCAGCAGCAGGCUGCGGUGGUGGUGGUCGGCGGGAAGCCGGUACAGCCGGUUCCCGCACCGAAGACAACGGCUAAAAAGCACGGGGGCGCGGGUGCCGGCGCCGCCAGGAAGAACGGCGCCAAACCUCGCUCCGGCGGCGGGGGAGGCGGCGGGACCUCACGACCGCCCAAGCGGAAGCCGCCAGCGGCCGGUGGCGCGGGCAGCCCCUACCUGGUCUCGUCGUCGCUGGCACAGACCACGGUGUCGGCGCAGCACGUGGCCGCGGCCGCGGCGGCGGCGGCCGCAGCGGCCGGAAAGAAAAAAUCGUCCAUGUCGGCGUGCGUGGGCGCCCCCUCGGGCGCGAUGCAGCCGCCUUCCUCCGCGGCGGCCUCCGCCGCUGCCGGUGGCACCGCGACCACCUCCUCCUCCGCGUCGUCGACAUCGUCGUCGACGACGACCACGGCGACGACGAAGAAAGGUUGCAAGUGCGGGCGUGCCACGCCCAACCCCAGCGUGCUAACGUGCCGCGGCCAGCGCUGCCCGUGCUACUCGAACCGGCGCGCCUGCACCGAGUGCGUGUGCCGCGGUUGCAACAACUCGUACUCGGAAGAUGGCCGCAAGAAGCUGGAGGCGUUCGCGGUGCCGGAGAUCGCGCUGGCGAGCGAGCAGCGUGCACUCGGCCUGCACGGCACCGUCGGCGCCGUCGUCGGCUCGGCGAGCGGCACCGGCGGCACCGGGGGGCUCUCCUCGCAGUUUGGGAGCCUCGUAGCCGAAGCUCGGACGAUGAUGUCGGUUUCGGUGGCGGGCGGCGGCAGCGGCGUCGGCGGCGCGGUGUUCUCCAGCGCCGGCUCGCCGUACGGAUUGGGGCUGCUCGGCAGCGGCGGUGCCGGCGGGGGACCGGUCGGCGGUCUCGGCGGCGGCGGCGGCGGCACCGCCGGGUACGGCAGCCUGGGCCUCGGCAUCGGUCUGAACCUUGGCCUGAGUGGCGCCGGGUUUCUUAGCGUGGCGGCCGGCACGGGUUUCGACGGGAAGGACGGCGAUGAGGAUAUUGACAUCACGUGACCUCGUCGCGGGGGUGGGGGGUGGACGCUGCUUCGCGUGCCCUCGUCGGGAGGUCUUGCGGAACAUUCUCGCGGAGCCGGAACCGGUAACAACGACUCGUGUUCGCGUGUUGCGCCCGUAAUCUAACGAGAGUCUCAGCAGUUUUUCUUUUUUACCUCGGGGUUCCUCCGAUGGCAGUUGUCCCUGCGUGACGCUGCGUGACACUGUGUGAUUGAGCGGCUCAGUGUUUUUAUGCCGCCGGCGCGUUUACCGACUGAAUGGGGGACUUGAUGUUCGCGCACACGUGCACACGUGCACACGCGUGCUCGCGCACACACAGAGACAAAGAUCCCCUGUACAGCCUUAACAUACUGAUGGGGCAAGUGCUGCCCGCGAGCACCUACGAAGGGUGGCACGGGCACACGAGGGGGUGGGUGGCCGAUACCACGCUCGGCCGCCUUUGUCUCCUCGGUGGCGAUAUUUACACACUGCACCAGGUACUCGUUUGAGGUUGGGUCGACCUAGGGGAGACCCAUGACUGCUUCAGAUAGUCGUCGCUGGUGUUGGCCGUGAGCAGGCAUCGAACUUGGGUUGCCGAGUUCGUAGCGCAGUGCGCUAACCACUACGCUACCACUCCCCGCACACACAUGCUACACACACUCCCACUCCCCGCACACACAUGCUACACACACUCAUGCAGCAAACGCACACACAUGCUACACACACUCGCACUCCCCGCACACACAUGCUACACACACUCAUGCAGCAAACGCACACACAUGCUAAACACACUCAUGCAGCAAACGCACACAGCCUUUGUGCUGUCAGGCCGGGGCUAGGGGGGACAUCACUGUCAUCUUCUUCUUCGCGUUUGUUUUCUACGCCUAAAUAUUCGUUUUUAUCAGUAGCGGUGGUGGGAAAGUCUUGUCCAUGCUUGGUCACCAAAACGAUGGGCUUCGUAAGAGCCAGUGGUGGAGUGAGGUGGUGGUGGUGGUGGUGUCGAGGCAGGAGGCGGUGGUGCUGUGACUGAAUAUUGGAGGAAGUGGCCAGGAGCUCGGGGAUGCUGAGCCGGUGUUACAGAGAAUAUAUUUACACUCCCCACAAACAAAUCUACAUUCAUUCCCUCCAAAGGAACGAAUACAAGUUUGUUCCCACCGGCGGACAUUUGUUUCCCACUACUCCGUGUACUUUUGAGCGAUUGCGCCCUAGAAAUAUAAAUUAUGAUUAAGUUAGCUUUCCGGAUGAUGGUUAGUCAGGCACUACAAUGGUUAAGAUAACAUUCAGACUAACCGGAUGCUUGAAAAAGUAAAACACCGAAACUAUAACAAAAGCAACCUGAGCCACUUGAUCCCCGAUCAAUCUUGGACACUGGUUUUACAUUUUAGCAUCGUGAAAAUGCACGGAUAUAUACAUGCUAAUAAAGAUCUCCAAAUAUUGGUUUCUAGGGAUAAUCAAUACUCUUGCCUGGGGCAACCAGUAUUUGGAGGGUCCUAUAUUCUCUGACAGUGGCACCGAUGAGUUGCUGGAUUAAAAUCCAGGAAGUCUCACCUCCUUGACCCGCUCGAGAAUGGUGGUAACCCCCGACUAAGGCUCCGACUUCUCCAUUCCUCCUCCUCUCUCUCUCUCUUAAGAGAGAUAUUCCCUACAUCCUGGGGAAACCGAGGCGGUGUGGGUUCAGUGAUUGUGAGUGGAGGAGGUAGCGAAGUGACAACUCGAUGAUUUAGCGUCCAUCAACAUCGACGAGUCUUAAUCGCGCGUGGGCUAUUGGACUCCUCGGUUUGUAGCCGUCGUGCGCAAAACCUGCGGCUACUUGCUCUUGAAUUGACGGACCGAUUUGUCGCGCCCCAUCGAAUCGCGAGGUCAAUCGAUCAUAGACCAGCAGUCGAUCGACGAGUGUGGCAAACGAGUCGACCGAGAUCACCACGACACGGGGCAUUUGUUCGACAGAGACGUCGAUCAACGAGCAAGAAGACUGUCACGAGUGAGAUGAUCGAUUGGUAUCCAUCUCUUUCCUUUUACAAUUUCUCUUUUGCAGAAUCGUCGCUUUUGUCACUUCUCCGUCACCCUCGUACGACAAGAAAUGUUUCGUUGACGAACAAAAAUGAAGGCACUCAACUUUAAUUUCCACUGGCAAAGCAGAGCGGGUUUCUCUUUUGCAGUCGGUUUAGUUUAGUCGAUCGAGCGAAGAUUCAACUGGACGCAGGGGGUGGGGGGGGGAGGGUCUCGCGUAGUUUUUGGAAGCGGCGGCAGCGCCGCUGACAAAUCUGGGAGCGGCGUUGAACGCGACGACCUCGCCGCGACUAGGCGGCGACAACUGGCCCUGAACCCUCGCGCCCCCUCGCCCUCUGCGUUCCUGUUGCGGGCAGGUUGCAUUGAGAAAACACAAGUCGAGUGAGAGUCCUCUCUGAAGUGGCACGGCGUUCGGUAGAUGCCAAGGGAUCCCUGAAGUCGAUUUUUUACGCAACCGAGACCCCCCCCCCCCACCACACCAGCUGCUGUUUUGUGUCAGUGGGCCAAGUUCCAUAUCAUCCUUUAAUAUUGUAUUUGGGGUGUCAUUUUGACAGGUAAUUAUCAGUAGUGUGGAACAAGUGGGAUGGUUCGAUGCCCGCACGAAUCGCCCACCAUCCUGGCGCGGGUGAACACGGCAGUCCGAGUCCGUCCAACAACCGCGGUGUUUUAUGAGCGUUGACGGUGGAGACGCCUUUUUCCUGUCCGAAUCAAAGUCCUAUUUGGUGAGCGCGCUAUGCGCCCAAGUAAUCCGUGACAUAAUCACACUAAACAUUCACCCACAUCUUUUGAAGUGCACGUACGCGAAUCCGCGGAUCGUCCCAUCAGAAGGUGUCGGGGUGUCGCCGCUGCGGUGACUGAAGGAAGUCCUGAGUGUAACUUUACGACGUUUUUUUUGUCCUCGUUAACGACGCUUCAGACUCGUGUGGAACGGUGCCAGGAGAACGGAGGCGUUCGUCUUGGGUCGUGUCUGUAACCUUCACUUAACCGUCACUCAACCCCGACCCUCAACCUUAAGUCGCUGAGUUAUUACCGAAGCCUGACUAUCAUACGCGAUCUGGACCGGUUUACCGUUGACCAGAGGUCGCAAUCGGGUACCCGAUACCCGUACCCUACCCGAUACCCGGCUACCCGUACCCAGCCGGGUACGGGUACUGGUACCCGUUUGCGACCCUGGUGCGGCCGGGUACGGGUAAGGAAUCAAAACCUGUUUGCGACCUCUGCCGUUGACUAAACCCGAACCCUAAGCCUAACCCACAUUGUGGUUAAGCCAUGACAUAACCCUAUUCCUACCCACACGUUUAAACAAAAAGUGUGAAGUGUGAAUGGGUUAACCGUGACCUAACUCCCCACGGGUGCUUGGACACGUGAUGGAUGUCACCUGGACUCAUUUGUAAACGGACCCCCCUUCCCCCCACCAACCCUGAUGGGGAAUGAACGGUUUGAAAUUCGCAGGAGUUCCCACAUCGUGAUCAAAGAAAUACAAUUAAAAACCCACAAUAUUGUUCAUUAAAUAACACCGCCAUACAUUUAACAUUUCAUUUUAUAAUACGUAAUAUAUGAUUUUCACACACAUGAAGGCAAUCGUUGAGCUAAUGCUGGAAACUUGAGGUUUCUCUUGAUGAUGGUUCCCGCUCAAUGCAUUGGGGGUUCGCCCCGAGGCUCGCGGAUCUGGGUUGAACUCCACGUGAAGUGUCUGUGUGUGGGGAGUGCCUGGACAGUUUUGUGUUGUGUACAAGUUAUACGCUUAGUCACACGUGUCAAGUUGCCAUUUCUGAGGUACAUAAUGGGGGGGGGGGGGUACUUUCAACGGGAGUAAUCAAAUCUCGGUGCUCGCGGAGGGGGAGAACGACACAGAAAUGCGUAGUAUUAUGCAAUAAACAAAAACAACUUUUAAUUCCUAGAAAGACUUACACAUUUCCCAGGACAGCUACCUCCGCGGCCAGAGGAGGUUCCUGGGAAAACCAUGACCUGGUGGAAAACCAUAUUCGCAUCUCGUGUGUAAGCAACUCUUGCCGGCAGACGGAAGUACAGGAAGUAGGUUUGUGCGUGUGGGAUUCCCGACCCGCACAGGUUAUCAAUGUGGUGUCUGUAGGUGGCAGUACGGCAAGUCGGUCGAUGUCAUUGUUGAGCCCUUGUGUGUAGUGGAAUGUUGAGUGGUGUUUCCCCUCGUGUGCUGCAUGGGUUUUGUGCAGGCUCCUUCGCAGGCAAAUCGAUAACAAUUUCCUCCUUGGCCAAACAUCAUCAUACAGGACACUCCGGAAUGAGUCUUGAGACUCGGUGAGGCUUGCCAAGGUUAAUAAAGGACGAUUGUUACGACUGAAGCGUCCAAACUAUUGUAAAACAGUGGGUGAUGGAACAGAUGUCAGGCUAGGGAUAUAGAGCAUUAUAAUUAAAACAAUUUGUACUGCUGGUUGAAGGCUUCCCCACGUCGUGUUGGUCGUUGGGCUGUUUGACCAUACUUCACCACGCCGGUCAACGCUGGUUAGCGAAAUGAGAGAGUCCAGGACUGUUUCGGAUAUUGCUGAGGUUAUCCCCAGGCCAGGAAUUGAACUGGGGUCCAUAGUGCAGUACCAACAACAAGCGUGCCCACUGCUGCACCACCUUGGCUAAGCGACGGUGAAUUUCACCGACUCAGCUCCUCCAGGGCCUGGGUUUGAGUUCGGUUCCUCCGACUCUGAGUCUCCGUGGUUAAGAUGAGGUCCCAAAGCGGGCUCUAUCCUGUCGCAGGCCCAUCUCUGGUCAGGUGAGAAUCACAAGAUUCCAUUCAGGUUAAGCUGCGACAGGAAAUUUGAAUGAGGGCCAGGGGGUAGUGGAGUGAAAUGAAUGCCUUUUACCAGGGUACAUGCCAACCACACUACACCGCUGACUACCACUCGACCACACCGCGACCCAGACUACCCAGUGGUGUAGUUGCUGUCGAGUGUGCAGGUGUUGCAACUGCACCACGCUACGCGACUUCCAUCGCCCUCUGACGAGUUCACACCUGUGCCUCGUGCCCUUUAGUGGCAACACGACUCUAGAGUGGAGGGGGGUAAGGGUGCUGUAGAUACCGAAGACUUGCUCAAAUAAAAACUCAUUCAAUAAUUACCAACAAAUAAUUCGAUUUUGAAGACUGCAGCUGCUUAGGUUUGGUGGCCCCUAUUAAAGAAACGACGACCGUGACAAAAAUAAAAUUUGUCUGGAGAGCGGAGGUUCCCUAACCCGGGAUGUGAACACAUUGUUGCUGGGGGUGAUGAUUAUGUGAAUUGCUAUCAU
Messenger RNA from Lethenteron reissneri (Far Eastern brook lamprey), 9109 nucleotides. RefSeq names its product MSL complex subunit 2 (gene MSL2). NCBI's taxonomy places the organism in Eukaryota, Metazoa, Chordata, Hyperoartia, Petromyzontiformes, Petromyzontidae. Gene Ontology annotation, biological process: protein ubiquitination. Gene Ontology annotation, cellular component: MSL complex. The record is from RefSeq and is a predicted model, not a curated record. Gene Ontology annotation, molecular function: ubiquitin protein ligase activity.